GUCCUCAUGCCAGGCCACCCCCAGAAUCAGAUUGCUCACUGCGAUUCCAAGAAGCUGGUCAGACCAGAGGCACGCACUCGUCCCACAAGUGUGUCUGGCGUCCAUCAUGUGGGGCCGCCUGCUCGUCUUGUCGCUACUCGCCUGCGGCUACCGGGCGUCCGACUUCUUGGGCGCAGUGAUGACCUAUGACCCUCUCUCGAACGAUACGGUGGCCAUCGGCUACAAGGCGAGCUACCAAAACGAGUGCAUAUUGGCCAAUUGGACGUGCCAGUCAGGGGACUGCGGCUCAACGUCUUUCGUCACCAUCACUAAGUUCUUGCAAAUAUUGGGAGGCUGUCGCAUUGAUGUGCUCACGCAUCGUCGCGUUACCCAGAUCUCCCAGUUUGAGCUGCGCCUGGACGGCCUCCGGUGGAUCAAUGUCACCAACGACGUCACGGAGGCGCUGGUCGUCACACGCGUGGACCUGAGGACGAGGUCCGAUACCGGCCGGGCAAACGCGUCCCCCCGCACCGCCGUGCUGCCCGUUCUCAGAGUCCCCUCCAACUGCCAGAGGAACGUGACGCUGACCACCUUUGACCCCGACGGGGACGUGGUGAAGUGUCGAUAUCAAAACACGACGUCUGUUCUCCAACUCUCGCCGGACUGCAACAUGAUCUUCACUCCCAGAGGCAACGACAGCGACAUCGCGGAGGGCGCGUACGCCGUGCAGCUGAUCAUGGAGGACUUUCCUCGCCAGGACAUCGCUCUGACUGACGGCGAGGGGAACGAGACGCUUGUCACGAGCGAGGACGCCAUCGGCCAAAUCCCCGUCCAGUUUGUUCUGAUGGUGGAUCCUCCGGUGGCGUCCUGCGUGGAGGGAGAGCAGCUGCCCGCCUUCAGGCCUCCGACGCCAGCCAACGGAGAGCGCGUGUACGCCUCAGUCAACGAGACCCUCGAGAUCCCCAUCACUGUGGAAGUAUAUCAGGUCUCGCUGGCGCUGUUCACCGGGCCGCCCGACAUGCAACUGAACAUCAGCGCGGGCCGCCUGGUCCUGACCUGGACGCCGACUGAGAGCGACUUGGGUCAAAGUCAGCCCGUCUGCUUCGUCAUCCAAGUGUUUGAGGAGGGACUGACCCAACAUCAGUCGGAGAUGCGCUGUGUCAUCGUGACGGUCAGCCCUGUUGUGAUUGUUGCGAGAGCCAGGCUCCUGUCCGCGUUCCCGCUGUCCGUGAAUGGCAUCCAAGGAGUGGCCUUAACGCAGCUGAAGGAUCUGCUGGUGGCGCGAGGGCUGCCCGCUGACAUCACGCUGAGAGUGGUGAGCUUCAGUGACGAGAGCAGAGAGAGAGCUUCUGAGUAGAGUGGGAUGUUGGAGCCAAUCAGAUUAUGAAUCAUUUAUACUCCACCUGUAAACUCAUCGCAGCGGUGUUACAGUGCUGCGACUGUCUUUUAAUAAUGAAAUAAUAGUUACGAAUAAACGAGUAUGCUAUGCA
Phyllopteryx taeniolatus (common seadragon) is the source of this 1469-nucleotide messenger RNA. RefSeq lists its product as uncharacterized. The record is from RefSeq and is a predicted model, not a curated record. The transcript is spliced from 10 exons. The coding region runs from base 107 to 1336 and encodes 409 amino acids. Lineage: Eukaryota; Metazoa; Chordata; Actinopteri; Syngnathiformes; Syngnathidae.